CUCUCUCCUCCCAGAGUCAGACUGCAUGGUGAUUCAACUCAUUCACUCAAAGUUCCUUGCACUGGGUGCUUUUAUUUACGUGUGUGUGUGUUUUCAUCAGGACACACAUAGAGACAUGCAGGGCGAGUAGAGCCGAGUGAGUGGAUCUGUGGACGAGUGAAUUUGGAGGGUGAACAGGUAGAGAACUGGCAUCAGCAGCUUCAGCAGUUCAGCACAUUUACUUCUGAGAGGUCCAGGUCAGAGCCUAGAUGCUCUAAUGCAUUUAUCACUGGAUACCAUGAUGGUGGAUGACAACUGCCUCUCACCCAGCAACUUCCACGAGUUGGGGAAAGGUGGGGGCUUUGCUGUGGGGGGCCACGUCCACAGCAUCGAUGUCAUUCUCGGUUUCAGUAAAGACCAGGAACCCCUGCUCAGUCCUGCUGGGGUCUCUGGACCUCAGAAAAUGGACAUAGAUAGACUGGUCGAGUCUGGGAAGCAGCAGGACCCAUCGUCGCACCCGUCUUACAGCGGACACCUUUCCUCCCUGAGAAAUGGCAACACAGAGCAGCAGCAGUACCACAAUACUGGCCUAUUCUCAAAUAAGUGUAACGAUGAACUGAGUGAGCCGAGCAAGAGUGUGGACAGUGAUGAAGGCAAGUCUCCAGAGUCUUGCAAGGACGAUCAGCCCAAGAAGAAACACAGACGCAACCGCACCACGUUCACCACCUACCAGCUGCACGAGCUGGAGCGUGCCUUUGAGAAGUCCCACUACCCAGACGUGUACAGCCGAGAGGAGCUGGCCAUGAAGGUGAACCUGCCUGAAGUCCGAGUCCAGGUCUGGUUCCAGAACCGCAGAGCUAAAUGGCGUCGACAGGAGAAGUUGGACACCAGCACCAUGAAGCUCCAUGACUCACCCAUGCUGUCUUUCAACCGCCCGCCACCAGUUCACACGAGCAUGGGUACAAUGGCCAACUCCCUCCCCUUGGACCCCUGGCUGACCUCUCCUCUAUCCAGUGCCACACCGGUCCACAGCAUCCCAGGCUUCAUGGGUCCACCUCAGGGCCUCCAGCCCAGCUACACCAGCCACAGCUUUCUCAACUCCACUCCUCAUCCUCAUCCUCAUUCUCAUCCUCAUUCUCAUCCCCAUUCUCAUCCCCAUUCUCAUCCCCAUCCUCAUUCUCAUCCGCACACUCAUCCUCAUCCAUCCAUGGGUCAGGGGAUGCAGAGCAUGGCUCCACCUCCUUAUCAGUGUCCGGCACCGUUCUCUGAUAAAUACCCUCUGGAGGACGUGGACCAGCGCAGCUCGAGUAUCGCUGUACUGAGAAUGAAAGCAAAAGAACACGUUCAGUCUAUGGACAAGACCUGGCAACCCAUGUGACUAACAAACCUGGCAUGUGUUUGUCCCUAGGAAAGUGCGAUGCUGACAUCUUCAGGGUGAUGGACAGUGAGUGCACAGUUUGAAAAGAUGGCUCUGAAAUUGAUUCUGAGCUGUGAAGACUGAGGAUUUUAGGACAUGUAGUUUGUCAGUUUUUCGAAAUCUCAAGGACAUUGAAUAAAUGAGUGAAGUCUAUCGUGUGAAUUGUAACCACUUCUUUUCAUUAUACAUAGCUGUUAACUGCUGCUUUGGUUGCUGUCAACUGUUGGCAACACCUUCUUGAUGACUGUUGCUCCAAACACAAUAUGUAACCAGGAGCUGCGGCACACUUCGUCUUCUUUCAUCAUCUGUCACAUUUUGUAAGAAACCACAAGCACGCUUCCCCUUAAAUGAACGUAUAUACUAAUGUAUAACUCGUGUGCUGAUACUGGCGGGUUUUCUCGAUAAUAUGUUGAAUUGUUAUAUUGCAAAAAUAAUCAAUGAUUAUUUUUACAGAAACAUCACAAUCUGUGUUGUUUCUUCUAAUUUCAGUUUCCCAUUUUUCAUCAGAAAGUUGUUUUUUGGGUCACAGUUCAGCCAAUCAGAGUCUCAGAGAACGUGUGUGAAGGAUGGUUCUCAGUUUAAAAAGAGAGCUGCAUUUCAAUGACACCUGACACACUGUGAUACAUAUCAACAUCUUUGAUUGGGUCUCUGAAUGUCUUGAUUUAUGACAAAUG
Solea solea (common sole) is the source of this 2070-nucleotide messenger RNA. It is a transcript of the gene rx1, whose product is annotated as retinal homeobox gene 1. The record is from RefSeq and is a predicted model, not a curated record. NCBI's taxonomy places the organism in Eukaryota, Metazoa, Chordata, Actinopteri, Pleuronectiformes, Soleidae. Gene Ontology annotation, biological process: positive regulation of transcription by RNA polymerase II. The coding region runs from base 257 to 1357 and encodes 366 amino acids. Gene Ontology annotation, molecular function: DNA-binding transcription factor activity, RNA polymerase II-specific; RNA polymerase II cis-regulatory region sequence-specific DNA binding. The transcript has 4 exons.